Messenger RNA from Penicillium riverlandense, 2283 nucleotides. RefSeq names its product DEAH-box ATP-dependent RNA helicase PRP43. Lineage: Eukaryota; Fungi; Ascomycota; Eurotiomycetes; Eurotiales; Aspergillaceae. Gene Ontology annotation, cellular component: intracellular anatomical structure; spliceosomal complex. The record is from RefSeq and is a predicted model, not a curated record. Gene Ontology annotation, molecular function: ATP binding; RNA binding; RNA helicase activity. The transcript is spliced from 3 exons. The coding region runs from base 1 to 2283 and encodes 760 amino acids.
AUGGUUGAUCGUCGCCCGGACGCUGACGAAGAAGGUUCACGCGCGAAGCGCCAGAAGAUGGACGGAGGCUCUGACCCUCGCAACAACCCCUACCUCGCGCACAUGUACGAGGAGCAGCAGCCCAACGGGGAUAAGAGUUCGGUGCUGGCCAAGUUCAAGCGCCACCAGACCACGGCCGCGCUCGCGAAGAAGGCUGAGGAUGGCGAUGUCAACCCUUUCAGCAGCCAGCCCUUCUCCAGCAAAUAUUUCUCCAUCCUGAAAACUCGUCGGGAUCUGCCCGUGCACCAGCAGCGCGAUGAGUUCCUCCAGCUGUAUCAACAGUCGCAAAUCCUGGUCUUCGUCGGUGAGACGGGUUCCGGAAAAACCACCCAGAUCCCGCAAUUCGUCCUAUUCGAUGAUCUCCCUCAGACCCAGCGGAAAAUGGUCGCUUGUACGCAGCCCCGUCGAGUGGCGGCCAUGUCUGUUGCCCAGCGUGUUGCAGCGGAAAUGGAUGUCAAACUCGGUGAGGAAGUGGGUUACAGUAUUCGUUUCGAGGACAUGACCAGCCCCAAGACCCUUUUGAAAUACAUGACCGACGGUAUGCUCCUGCGAGAGGCCAUGAACGACCACAACCUGUCCCGUUACAGUACCAUCAUUCUGGACGAGGCCCACGAAAGAACCAUGGCGACUGAUGUCCUGAUGGGUCUUUUGAAAGAGGUUGUGCAACGCCGGCCAGACCUGAAGAUCAUCAUCAUGUCUGCCACUCUGGAUGCCCAGAAGUUCCAGCGCUAUUUCAUGGAUGCACCCCUUCUUGCGGUUCCUGGACGAACACACCCCGUCGAGAUUUUCUACACUCCCGAACCAGAACAAGACUAUGUCGAGGCAGCGAUUCGCACCGUGUUGCAGAUUCACGCAACCGAGGGUGAAGGAGACAUCCUCCUGUUUCUGACGGGUGAGGAAGAAAUCGAAGAUGCAUGUCGCAAAAUAUCUUUGGAGGCGGAUGAGAUGGUAAGAGAAGCCGAUGCGGGCCCCAUCAAAGUGUACCCGUUGUAUGGCAGUCUUCCUCCGCACAUGCAGCAGCGCAUCUUCGAUCCCCCACCGCCGCCCCGUCGACCUGGUGGCCGCCCGGGGCGCAAGGUCAUUGUGUCAACCAACAUUGCCGAAACGUCUCUGACCAUCGAUGGUAUCGUCUAUGUCGUCGACCCCGGAUUCUCCAAGCAGAAGAUCUACAACCCUCGGAUUCGUGUCGAGUCGCUGCUGGUAUCCCCAAUUUCCAAGGCCUCUGCUCAGCAGAGAGCUGGUCGUGCCGGUCGUACGCGCCCCGGUAAAUGCUUCCGUCUGUAUACAGAGGGAGCCUUCAAGAAGGAGUUGAUUGACCAGACCUAUCCGGAGAUUCUCCGAUCCAACUUGUCGUCUACCGUUUUAGAACUGAAGAAGCUUGGAAUCGACGACCUUGUCCACUUUGAUCUGAUGGAUCCGCCUGCACCCGAAACGUUGAUGAGAGCGUUGGAGGAGCUCAACUACCUGGCAUGUUUGGAUGAUGAUGGCAACCUCACUCCUCUGGGCCGCCUGGCAUCAGAAUUCCCUCUGGAUCCCGCACUUGCUGUGAUGCUGAUCAGCUCACCGGAAUUCUAUUGCUCAAAUGAGAUCUUGUCUAUUACCGCCUUGCUGUCGGUUCCUCAAGUCUUCGUUAGGCCUGCCUCCCAGCGGAAGCGUGCCGAUGAGAUGAAGGACCUGUUCGCCCACCAGGAUGGCGAUCAUCUCACCCUGCUGAACGUCUACCACGCUUUCAAGAGUCCCGCAGCGCAGGAGAACCAGAAGCAAUGGUGCCACGACCACUUCCUCUCGCUGCGCUCCCUCCAGUCCGCCGACAAUGUCCGCUCGCAGUUGCUCCGCAUCAUGGAGCGAGAGGAGCUCGAAAUGAUCUCCACUCCGUUCGAGGACAAGAAGUACUACGAAAACAUUCGGCGUGCCCUGUGUGCUGGAUUCUUCAUGCAGAUCGCCAAGAAGGAUUCCCAAGGCAAGAGCAUGUAUACCACCAUCAAGGAUAACCAGAACGUCCUUCUGCACCCGUCCACCGUCUUGGCUGUUGACGCCGAAUGGAUCUUGUAUAACGAGUUCGUGCUCACAACGAAGAACUAUAUCCGAACAGUUACUGCUGUCAAGCCCGAGUGGCUCUUGGACAUUGCUCCCACCUACUACGAUAUCAACAGCUUCCCCAAGGGUGAGAUCCGAGCUUCUCUGCUCCGUGCUGCUGAUAGACUCGCCCGGAAAGAGAAAAUGCGCGGUGACAAGCGCCGAUAG